Ananas comosus (pineapple) is the source of this 1930-nucleotide messenger RNA. RefSeq names its product serine/arginine repetitive matrix protein 1-like. Gene Ontology annotation, biological process: regulation of defense response to fungus. NCBI's taxonomy places the organism in Eukaryota, Viridiplantae, Streptophyta, Magnoliopsida, Poales, Bromeliaceae. The coding region runs from base 903 to 1733 and encodes 276 amino acids. The transcript is spliced from 4 exons. The record is from RefSeq and is a predicted model, not a curated record.
GCGCCUUAUACCGGUUCAACCUAAUGGUUACAGAGAGUCUGCCAUCGAAUACAAUAAAAUGGAAAAAAUAGCUUUUUACGAUUCUUGCUUCUGAUUAUCAAAUCUAGGUCUGGACUUCUUAAUCUAUUCCAUACAGUAUUCAAAGUAGCGUCGACCUUGUAGGUGGAAUUUUCUCUAUCUAUAGAGAGGUCGCUAGAGGGCUCCGGCAAAUUCCGAACAAGUUUAUUUGCAACCUUCUUCCUCUUCUUCUCAAUUACACCUUGGGAGCUUCCCUUUACUAAGAGUCGGGUAAAUCUGAUGUUGAUUGACUAUCAGCAUCGUCGAUUGUCGGUAGAUCUAUCAAUCAAUGAAAUCAUCACAAGUAAGACUUCUCUUUUGACCUAACAGAAUGGAAUUGAUUAUGGAAGAGGAAAUCUUGUAUUACACUCUGCCUAUUCUUGUCUCUUUUUUCUUGCUUCUUUGUCCUGAAAGUGUAUGUAUAAUAAAGAAAGAAAGAAAGUCUGGGUUUUCACUGUAAAGAGAGAAACAAAGUCUGUUUUCCCUCCAACUCGAGUAUUGCUAUUAUUGUCAGGCGUACUUACUUUGGAAGGUUCAGUCAAAUUUUGCUUAUAGAUUGGCAUUCCAAUGCUUUUGUAAAAUCAGCCUUUUGUUGAGCAGGAUGCAAUAUUCAUGACCCAAAGCGUGUGUGAAAGGAGACCCUCCUCUCAAUUUUCAAUAAUUUGGGACACGUGGCGUCAGGAGAAUGAGUUGUUUUUUUUCUGCUUAUUUCCUUUUCAUUCACUUAUUUUGUGCCUUCCGUAAAUUAGAAUUUCAAUCAGCAACAAUUUAUAAGGGGAUAUGAGAUAGACCUGCCUCCCCUCCUUCCUUGUCUCUGCCGUCUCCAUACCAAUCAGUUCAAGCAAAUGGCUGAGAAGGUGUCCACGUUAAUCCUGAAAGUAGACCUGGAAUGCUGCCGAUGCAAUAGAAGGAUCAAAAAGGUUCUGUGCAAGCUCCAAGAGCGAGAGAACAUCAAGAGCAUCGUAUACGACGCAGAAGAACAACACCGUCAGAGUUUCCGGCACUUUCAAUCCCCAGUGCCUGUCGAAGAAGCUGCGCCCGCAAGGCCUGCAAGGCCUGCUUGUGAUCAAGACAUCCAGAUCCAAGAAGACAAACCGCCGCCCAAGCCCGCACCGGAGCCGCCAAGCCCCAACGCCGCCCGCCCAAGCCCGCACCGGAGCCGCCCAAGCCCGAACCGCCACCGCCGCCCAAGCCUGCGCCAGAGCCGCCCAAGCCGGAACCGCCGCCCCCGCCCAAGCCCGCACCGGAACCGCCCAAGCCCGCACCGGAACCGCCCAAGCCCGCACCGCAGCCGCCCAAGCCAGCACCGGAACCGCCCAAGCCCGCACCGCAGCCGCCCAAGCCCGAACCGCCGCCAGCGCCGAAGGUGGAGGUGCCGUAUCCUUAUCCGGUGUGGCCGGUCUGCUGCUGGCAGCCGUGCCCCUGCCCGUGCUACGACUACCGAGGAGGAAGAGGAGGCUGCCGGUGCUGCUCCUGCGGCAGGGAGGACAGCGGAUGGAACCCCCCGCCGAGCUACGGCUACGGUGGUGGCAGUGCUUCCUGGUGCGACGGCGUCGGCUACAAGAUUGUCUGCGAGGAAGAACCUCAGUACACCUGCACCGUCAUGUGACUCAACUACUUACAUGUCUACUUACUUUCCAUCACUAUUCUAUAUCAUCAUCAUCAGAAUGUUUUAAUCCUUUGCCUAUGCCUAUGCCUAUAAACAUUAUUCUUCGUUCGAUGUAACGUAAGAAGAAUCACGGAUAUAGAUAUAAAUAAAGAUGUAUUAUUUCUCUUUUGUUAGGUUUGAAAUGCGCAUGGAGAUAUAAAUAAAGAUGUAAGAUUGUUUCUCUUUCAGUGUUUUUAAAAAUGCCUGAUUUAAUGGUUAUUCUAA